Hypomesus transpacificus is the source of this 18319-nucleotide messenger RNA. RefSeq names its product obscurin, cytoskeletal calmodulin and titin-interacting RhoGEF a (gene obscna). The record is from RefSeq and is a predicted model, not a curated record. Gene Ontology annotation, biological process: protein phosphorylation. The transcript is spliced from 77 exons. Lineage: Eukaryota; Metazoa; Chordata; Actinopteri; Osmeriformes; Osmeridae. Bases 423 to 17768 code for a protein of 5781 amino acids. Gene Ontology annotation, molecular function: protein kinase activity; protein binding; guanyl-nucleotide exchange factor activity.
CCUCCUUCAGGGACUGGGAGACAGCCCGCUAACAUGGGCAUGUUCUCUGUUUGCCAACCUUUUGUUGUUAAUCUUGGGGGAUUUGUCAGAGAAAAAGACAAGGAUUGUACAAACUUUUUAUGAUGGACAGUUUUGUCUUGUUGAAAGGUAAUCUCUUUCUUGUUGUACUGGAAGGGCAAGUGAGCUGAGACUCUUUUCUAGAAUAGGCUAAACACAAUUAUGCACCAAGCCUAAGGCAAAACCACUUAACCACGUGACUAGGUUGAUUCUCUUAUUCAGUAAGGAUUACAAAAAGGUAAAGUCUUGUGAAGUGUAUGGUUUUAGUCUCAAGUUGGACCUCAAAUUCCCUGGGAAGAAGUAGACCGCUAACGUGUCAAGAAUAAGACAGAAGAGUGCAUCUUUGCCAGCCAUCCUGCCACACCAUGGGAGACAAGUCUGGUGGAAAAGUAGCGGCUGCAAUGAACCGGAUCCAGGUGGUGAAGGGUUUGGAGGAUCUGGAGGUGUGUGAGAGUGACAGCUGUGCGUUCGAAGUGACCCUCAGUCUGGCCUACAUUGAUGGCCUCUGGUCGAAGGACGGUGUCAGACUGAAGUCUAAGCCCACAUGUCGUAUCAGCGCCCAUGGGAAGCGACACACCCUGGAGCUAACCCGGGUGAUCAUAGGAGACACUGGCUUGUUCUCCUUCCAGGCUGAUGGAGUGCAAAGUUCAGGCAGACUUACAGUCACAGCCAGAGACAUCAAGAUCGUGAAAGAGCUGGAGGAUGCUAACGUGAUGGAGCGUCAGAGCGUGUCCUUCCUGUGCAAGGUCAACUUUGAGGAUGUGGACGGACGCUGGUACAGAGACAGCAGCCGGAUCAGACCCAGCGACAACAUCAAGAUCAGACACGACGGUAAAACUCACACCAUAAGCUUCAAGUCUGUGAGACCAGAGCAUGCUGGGGAGAUACGCUUCACGGCGGACAGAGUCUCCUCUUACGCAACCCUCACAGUAAAAGAGCUGCCAGUGCAGAUAGUAAAACCUCUGAGGGUGAAGAUUGCCAUGUAUCGUCACCGCGGGUUACUGGAGUGCCAGGUGUCCCGACCGAAUGCUCAGGUGAAGUGGUUCAAGAACCAGAAACAGAUCCAGCCCAGCAGGAAGUACCAGUUGAUCGCCCAGGACGUGUACCGCCAGCUGACCAUUGAUGACGUGUGCUCGUCCGACGAGGACACCUACACAUGUGAUGCAGCAGAUGACAAGACCUCCUGCCAGCUGCUGGUGGAGGAGACGGCCAUUAGCAUCGUGCGCGGCUUGAGCUCUGUGGAGGUGAUGGAGCCAGAGCCUGCCCUGUUCCAGGUAGAGACCAACCUGCGCUCGGGGAGGCCCCCCAGGUGGACCCUGAAGGAGAAGGUUCUAGAAAGCAGUUCCGCUGUGCAGAUAGACAGACAGGGCACCCUCCACCGCCUCUGCCUCUCCUCCACUGACAGCUCCAUGUCGGGUCCCGUUCAAUUCACUGCCGGCAAGAGCCGCUCCACUGCACAGCUCACUGUAAAGGAGCGCCCCCUACAGGUGCUACAGCCCAUGGCGGACAUGGAGGUGAAGGAGAACAGCUCGGUGACACUGAGCUGUGAGUUUGCCCCAUCCCCCAGAGUGGUGCGCUGGUUCAAGGGGCGCACCGCCCUGAAGAACUGUGGGAAAUACAGCAUGAGGAGGGAGAGGAGCCGGGCAGAGCUGACCAUCCAGGGGGCGAGUGCUGUGGACGGGGGUCAGUACCGCUGUCUGGCAGGAGGAGCCCAGAGCACAGCGACUGUCACUGUGGAAGUUCGAAGAUUAAGGAUCGUCAAGCACCUAGAGAGCAUGGAGGUGGAGGAGGAGAACAGCGCCACAUUUGCCUGUGAGCUCAACUAUGUCGUGGCUGAUAUGCAGUGGCUUCUCAACAACAACCGCCUCUACUCAAGCCCCAUCACCAGGAUCCAGCACCUGGGCACCAUGCACAGCCUGACAAUCAAACAUCUCUCCCCCCAGGAGAGCAGGGUCACCUUUAAGGCUGGCCCAGUCACGGAGACCGUCUCACUCAAGGUCAAAGAACGCCCGUCGGUGUUCCUAAGAUCUUUGGAGGAUGCAGCAGGGGAGGAGCAAGGAAAGGUCUGCCUGCAAUGCGAGGCUUCCAAGGAGAAGGUCUCUCCUGUGUGGAAGAAGGAUGGUGUGCCACUGUCCACCAGUGCCAAACACGAGCUUCUCCACUUCUGCAAGUCCUUGACUCUAAUCGUACACAGUCUGACCAAGGAAGAUGCAGGCCAGUACAGCUGUGACCUGGGCACCAGCCAAACCAAGGCUAAGGUCACUGUUCACGACCUUCACAUCAUCAUUGUCCAGCGCAUGAAGACUGCAUCAGUCCUGGAAGGGGAGAGCUGCUCCUUCGAGUGCGUCCUCUCCCAUGAGGUCAGCGACGAGCCGAGCUGGAGCGUCAACCGCCAGCCUGUGGUCAGCAACAGCCAUCUCCAGCUGGACAGCAAGGGCCGGCGGUACAGGAUGACCGUGAGGGACGCCAAGGUGUCGGACGCUGGGGACGUGGUGUUCACCAUCAGAGAGCUCAGCUGCAGGACCAUGCUGUUUGUCAGAGAGAAGACUGUCCACGUGUUUCGAGACAUGCUGAAUGCCAGGGCCACCCCAGGGGAGGACGCAGAGCUGAGCUGUGAGAUCACCAAACCCGAAGCCACCAUCCGCUGGCUGAAGGACGGCCACCAUAUCCGAGCCAAUGCCAGGUACGAGAUCAGCGUGGAGGGGCACAUGGUCAGGCUGGUCAUCAGGAACACCACCAUCCGAGACUCUGGGGAGUACUGCUGCGAGGCAGAUGGCAUCGCCACAAGGGCCAGACUGGAGGUCAGAGAGCUGCAGCACACAUUUGCGCAGGAGCUGAAGGACACAUUGGCAGAGCAGAAGGCCAAGGCAACCCUGGAGUGCGAGACCAGGCGUCCGGCCAAGCGCGUCACCUGGUUCAAGGGCAUGUUGGAGCUGAGGGCGGGCAGGAAGUACACCAUGAGGCAGAAGGGCGUGGUCCUAUCGCUCACCAUCAGUGGCCUGGAGAGAGGCGACACGGACGUGUACACGUGUGAUGUCGGCACCAUGCAGAGCCGGGCGCUGCUGACCGUGCACGGCCAGAAGGUGCUGAUCCAGGAGGAGCUGGAGGACGUGGAGUGUCUGGAGGGGGACACGGCUGUGUUCAGGUGUCGUAUCUGUCCCAGCGACUUCAGCGGCGUUAAGUGGUACCUAGACGAGACGCUGCUCUACACCAACCAGCUCAAUGAAAUCCAGGUGGGAGUGGGCGGCUACCACACGCUGGUUUUCAGACAGCUGGCCCGCAAAGACACAGGAACCAUCUCCUUUGAAGCCGGGAGCAAGAGGUCUUAUGCUUCACUGUUAGUUCGAGAACGACGUCCCACCAUCACCAAGGCGUUGGAGGACUGCGAGGCCAUCGAGGGCGGCGGCUUGGUGCUGUGGUGUGUGACCUCCAAGCCUUGCCACAUCCUUUGGUACAAAGAUGGCUGCCUCAUGUGGAACUCGUCCAAGUACUACGCCACCCGCUGCGGGACAGAGGCCCGGCUCAAUAUCCGGGAGGUCAGCAGGAAUGACGCAGGGGUAUACGAGUGCAGCGCAGGCUCCGUCCUUACCAAAGCUGUGGUCACGGUCAGAGCCAUACCAGCCGAGUUCACCCAGAGUCUCCAGACCAUGGAGGCCAGGGAGGGGGAGAGUGUGACCUUGACCUGCGAGUACUCCCUCCCUGGGGUUCCGUACAGCUGGAAGAAGGGCCAGGAGACCCUCAGGGCUUCUGAGAAGUAUGUGAUGAAGCAGAGGAAGUCCAUCAUCUCUCUGAUCAUCACAGCCCUGAACACAGACGACUCAGGAGACUACAGCUGUUUGUGCAGAGAACACCGGACCACGGCCAGUCUCAAAGUGCACGCGAUUCCCAUAACUUUCAAACAGCAGCUGAAGAGCAUGCAGGUGGAGGAGGGAAACAGUGUGACUCUACGCUGUGAGCUGUCCAAACCUGGGGUGCCCGUGAAGUGGAUGAAAGGCGAUGAACUGCUGAAGAACGGAGCCAAGUUUCAGAUGAGGAAGAGAGACACCAUACUGGAGCUCCUCAUCUGGAAAACCGUACCUGAGGACAGCAGCGUCUACAGUUGUGUGUGUUCAGACCAGUCCACCUCCUCCACCGUCAAUGUCACUGCCCUCCCCAUCACCUUCAUACAUAAGUUAAGGAACAUCCAGAUAGAGGAGGGCAACACCGCUACUAUGCGCUGUGAGCUCUCCAAACCCGGACAUUCAGUGGAGUGGAGGAAGGGAGGGGAAGAGCUCCUUUCAAAUGGAGAGAAGUACCACAUCAGGCACAGAGAGCAGCUGGUCGAACUGAGGAUUCUUGAUGCCAAACCUGAGGACAGCGAUAUCUACACUUGCAUUUGUGGCAACAUCGAGACCACAUCUACUCUCACUGUUAACGCUCUUCCUGUGACCUUCAAACAAAAACUGAAGAACGUGCAGAUCAUCGAGGGGAACAACUUGACACUGCGCUGUGAGAUCUCCAAGCCUGGCGUCCCUGUGGAGUGGAGGAUGGGAGAAGAUCGCCUGGAAAAUGGAGACAAGUACCACAUGAAGCAGAGAGAUGCUACUGUAGAGAUGAUGAUCAACGAGGUCGUACCUGAUGAUAGUGGAGUCUACAUCUGUGUUUGCCGAGACCACAAGACCAAGGCUACAGUCAAAGUCAUCGCUUGUGAAGCCUCAUUCAAGGUAGGUCUGAAGAACCAGGAAGCAUCAGAAGGCCACAAUGUGACCCUACACUGUGAGCUUUCCAAGCCUGGAGUCCUACUCCACUGGUGGAAGGGGGAGGAGGAGGUGUCUGAGGGUCUGUUUGGAGGAAGGUUCCUGGUGAAACAAGAGGGGAAGAUAGCCGAGAUGACUAUACAGAACGUGCAACCAGAGGACGCAGGGAAAUACAGUUGUGUAACUGGAGACCAGAAGACCACUGCUGAAUUAAAUGUGAAGGGACUCCCUGUUACAUUCAAGCGAGAGCUCCAGAAGCUUUCUGUUAAAGAAGGGGACAGUGGGGCCUUCAGCUGUGAGCUCUCCAGGCCCGAAGCCCCUGUGGACUGGAGGAGAGGAAAAGUCAUCCUGAAGUCUGGAGACAAGUACGAGAUGAAGCAGGAGGGACGCAUCACCAGGCUGGUCAUCCACAACGUAGAAGAGGGGGAUGCUGGGAAAUACACCUGUCAGACCAAAGACAGCCAAUCAACAGCUGAGCUUAUUGUCAGGGGCCUACCAGCCACUUUCAAACAGCAGCUGAGGAAUCAAGAGGUUGAGGAGGGUGAUAGCGUUAUGUUGAACUGCGAGCUCUCUAAACCUGCCCCCUCGGUGGAGUGGAGGAGAGGAGAGGAGGUGCUGAGGAGUGGAGAGAAGUACCAGAUGAGGAAGAAGGACCAGCUGCUGGAGCUGAAGAUAACCAACGCCAACCUUGAGGACAGCGGACAGUACACCUGCGUUUGUGGCGAGCAAAGGACAACAGCUAGUGUCAUCGUGAAUGAGCCUCCCAUCACCUUUAUAGAGGAGCUGAAGAAUGUGAAGGUGGAGGAGGGCAACGGCAUAGCCCUGCGCUGUGAGCUGUCCAGGCCUGGAGCUCCUGUGGAGUGGAGGAGAGGCCUGGACCUGCUGGCAAACGGAGAGAGGUACCAGAUGAAGCAGAAAGACGCCGCGCUAGAGCUGCUCAUCCGGAGGAGCCUGCCCGACGACAGCGGCGUGUACACCUGCAUGUGCGCAGGCGCCAAAACCAUCGCCACCGUAGUUGUCACGGCCAUCCCAGUGGCCUUCAAACAGAAGCUUAAGAGCCAGGAGGUGUUGGAGGAGGGCAGUGUUUCCCUGCGCUGUGAACUGUCCAAACCAGGGAUCCCCGUGGCGUGGAGGAAGGGAGAAAAGAUCCUCCAGGGCCAAGACAAGUACCUCAUGAAGCAGGAGGGCAAAGUGGCUGAGAUGCACAUCAGCAAGGUCUGUCUACAGGAUGCCGGGGAAUACAGCUGUGUCGCAGGAGAAGUCAAGACCACGGCAGACAUCAAAGUGAGAGCUCUUCCCAUCACCUUCGAGCGAGAGGUCCAAAACAUGGAAGUCACAGAAGGGGACAGUGGGGCCUUCAGCUGUGAGCUCUCUAAGCCCGAAGCCCCUGUGGACUGGAGGAGAGGAAGAGUCAUUCUGAAGUCUGGAGACAAGUACGAGAUGAAGCAGGAGGGACGCAUCACCAGGCUGGUCAUCCACAACGUAGAAGAGGGGGAUGCUGGGAAAUACACCUGUCAGACCAAAGACAACCAAUCGACAGCUGAGCUCACUGUCAGAGCUCCUCCAGUGACUUUCAAGGUGAAACUGAAAAACCAGGAGGUUGAGGAGGAGAACAGCGUGACCCUGCACUGUGAGCUCUCCAAACCUGGACUCGCCGUAGAGUGGAGGAGAGGGGACGAGCUGCUGAAGAAUGGAGUCACGUACCAGAUCAAGAAGAGAGACGCCACUGCGGAGCUGGUCAUCAGGAAAGCGUCUGUCGGGGACAGCGGCGUCUACAGCUGUGUCUUCGCAGACAUAAGAACCGCAGCGACAAUCAAAAUCACCGCCAUCCCCCUCACCUUCAAGAUGGGGCUGAAGAACCAGGAGGCCCCAGAGGGGGGCAAUGUGACUCUGUGCUGUGAGCUGUCCAAGGCGGGUGUACCCGUGCUGUGGUGGAGGGGCGAGGAGGAGAUAAGCUCCGGGGGCAGGUACCAGAUGAUGCUAGAGGGGAAGGUGGCGGAGAUGCACAUAAGGAACAUUCAGCCGGAGGACGUGGGCGAGUAUAGCUGCAUUUUUGGAGAUCAGAAGACCACUGCUGAGGUCAACGUUAGAGCUGCUGCGUCCGUGUUCUUCGAGAAGGAGCUGGAGAGCCAGGAGGUGACGGAGGGAAAGUCCGUCUUGCUGUCCUGCGAGAUCUCCAGUGCCAACGUCCCAGUCACCUGGAAGAGAGGCAGCAGGCCGGUCGAAGAGGGAGACAGGUUUACCGUGAGGAAGAAGGGCCGUGUGCACACGUUACAAAUCACAAAGUUGCGCCUGGAGGAUGCUGGGGAAUAUAGUUGCAUCACCAGGGGGAAGAAGACGGUGGCCACUCUGAUUGUGAGAGAGCGUGUGCGAAUUCUAUCUGGGCUGAGUGACAUGACGGUGACUGCCGGUGAGGACGCGGUGUUCACGUGCGAGCUGUCUGUCGCGGGCAUGAAUGAGGCGGCGUGGUGGCUCGGCUCCAGCCCGCUGCAGAAGAACGAGAUGAACCAGAUGAUGUGUGAGGGUCACCUGCACACCCUAGUGCUGACCAUGACCACCCCGGAGGAGACCGGCACGGUGGCCUUCGUGGUCGGGGAGGAGAGGACCUCUGCACGCCUGCUUGUGGUCCCCAAACCUAUGGUCUUGAUUGAGGAGAAACCGAAGGAUGUCGACGCGACUGAGGGAGAAACGGCUGUGUUCUCCUGUAUAACCUCUGACCUCACCACCCCGGUCACCUGGCGCUGCAACAACGUCCCACUCCUGAUGGGAGACAAAUACGAGACACAGAAGGAGGGCCAAAGAAACCUCCUGCUCAUCCACCAGGUGGAGGUAGAAGACGCAGGGAUAUACUCCUGUGACACCGGAGACAUGCAGAGUCGAGCCAGCCUCACUGUCACAGAGCUGCCUCCCUGCUUCCAGGAGCAGCUACAGAGUGUCGAGGCUGAGGAGAGGGGGACAGCCUUCCUGUACUGUGAGUUGUCCAAAACAGGGAUCCCAGUACAGUGGAGGAAGGGCAGACUACCUCUGAAGGCCAGCAGGAAGUAUGAGAUGAAGCAGGAUGGAGGAGUGUUCCAGCUCCACAUCCACUAUCUUACCAUGGACGACAGUGGCAGCUACACCUGUCUGGCAGGGGGGGUGGAGACCACGGCCUCCGUGGAAGUCAAGGAGCUGCCUCCCUGCUUCCAGGAGCAGCUGCAGAGUGUUGAGGCUGAGGAAGGGGGCACAGCCUUCCUGCACUGUAAGCUGUCCAAGCCGGGGAUCCCAGUGCAGUGGAGGAAGGGCAGACUACCUCUGAAGGCCAGCAGGAAGUAUGAGAUGAAGCAGGAUGGAGGAGUGUUCCAGCUCCACAUCCACCAUCUCACCAUGGACGACAGUGGCAACUACAACUGUCUUGCAGGGGGGAUGGAGACCACGGCCUCUGUGGAAGUCAAGGAGCUGCCUCCCUGCUUCCAGGAGCAGCUACAGAGUGUCAAGGCUGAGGAAGGGGGCACAGCCUUCCUGAACUGUAAGCUGUCCAAACCGGGGAUCCCAGUGCAGUGGAGGAAGGGCAGACUACCUCUGAAGGCCAGCAGGAAGUAUGAGAUAAAGCAGGAUGGAGGAGUGUUCCAGCUCCACAUCCACCAUCUCACCAUGGACGACAGUGACAGCUACACCUGUCUGGCAGGAGGGGUGGAGACCACGGCCUCCGUGGACGUCAAGGAGCUGCCUCCCUGCUUCCAGGAGCAGCUGCAGAGUGUUGAGGCUGAGGAAGGGGGCACAGCCUUCCUGCACUGUAAGCUGUCCAAGCCGGGGAUCCCAGUGCAGUGGAGGAAGGGCAGACUACCUCUGAAGGCCAGCAGGAAGUAUGAGAUGACGCAGGAUGGAGGAGUGUUCCAGCUCCACAUCCACCAUCUCACCAUGGACGACAGUGGCAACUACAACUGUCUUGCAGAGGGGAUGGAGACCACGGCCUCUGUGGAAGUCAAGGAGCUGCCUCCCUGCUUCCAGGAGCAGCUGCAGAGUGUCGAGGCUGAGGAAGGGGGCACAGCCUUCCUGCACUGUAAGCUGUCCAAACCGGGGAUCCCAGUGCAGUGGAGGAAGGGCAGACUACCUCUGAAGGCCAGCAGGAAGUAUGAGAUGAAGCAGGAUGGAGGAGUGUUCCAGCUCCACAUCCACCAUCUUACCAUGGACGACAGUGACAGCUACACCUGUCUGGCAGGAGGGGUGGAGACCACGGCCUCCGUGGAAGUCAAGGAGCUGCCUCCCUGGUUCCAGGAGCAGCUACAGAGUAUCGAGGCUGAGGAAAGGGGCACAGCCUUCCUACACUGUAAGCUGUCCAAACCGGGGAUCCCAGUGCAGUGGAGGAAGGGUAGACUGCCUCUGAAGGCCAGCAGGAAGUAUGAGAUGGCGCAGGAUGGGGGAGAGUUCCAGCUCCACAUCCACCAUCUCACCAUGGACGACAGUGGCAGCUACACCUGUCUGGCAGGGGGGGUGGAGACCACGGCCUCCGUGGAAGUCAAAGCAUUGCAUGUGCCAGAGAAGCCAGAGCCGACCCAGACAGUGUCACCUGUGGAAGCAAAGCUCCCCCCUCACACAGUUGACCAGAAGAGAGACCUACCCCCUGUAGCUGAGCCUAAGAAACGAGCCACAAUGACCAGGGCAGCCACUGUAGACUCAGAGGAAGACUUGAAGCCUAACCCAGAGCGUGUGAACGAACCAGCCACGGAGAAAGAAAUGGAAAUUGACCAAAAGGUGAAGCGGCCCACAAAAUCGUCGGAGCCAGAUAUUGAAGUGGACUUGAAGGUGAAAUCGGCAAAGUAUGCCGGCCGAGAGACAGAAGCAGGUCGAAAAGUGAAUCUGUCAGCCAUGUCAAGAAAAAAAGAGAGUGAUAUAGACCAAGAGGAAAAAACCCCUGUGACAUCUGUGCAGCAACAGCCACUGCAGGAUGAAACAAAGGAUGCUGAAGAGGGCCAAAAGGAAAAUUUGACAUUGAUACCCCCUGUAAGGACUAAACGGAAGUCUUCUGUCGACAGUGGGUCAAACCAGCUAUCACCAACUGUGGUAGAUACUUCUGAAGAAAACCAAAGAGAAAAACAGCUAUUGAAACCACCUGCAAGGACCAAACGGAGGGGAUCUGAAGCUAAAGAACCAGUGCUUUCUAACAUGGAAAGUGGAGAGACGCAGCCAUUUAAGGACAGGAUGAAGAAGAUAGAGAAGGAUAAGAAAGAAAAACAGGCACUACAAACUGCCAUCGAUAACACAGCAGUAGACCAGAAAGAUGAUUUUCCAUUAAAACCCCCAACGCCAACUAAACAAACAGGAUCUGAAGUGAAAAAAACGUCUCUGUCCAAAAGGGAGGAGAGCCAGCCAUGGAAGCCUACGAUGAAAGAGUCUGAAUCGGAUCAGAAACAGCCCGCGAAACAGCCAGCAGAGUCAAUAUGGAAGGAUCCUGUCAUCAGGGAGAAGGAGGAACUGCCAGUCAGCUCCACAAAAGCAGAAAAGGAGCAACCUAAAAUGGAGGAGGACACUCCCCAUCUCUCUGUCUCAGGGGGAGAGCCCUCCUCUGAAUUAUCCACUAAGUUAGUUGGGAACAAGAGCAGAAGCCAACAAGUAUCUCAAAUUGCUGAAAUGUUGUCUCUCUCCAACCUUGCACCCUGCAAGGAGCACCAGGAGAUCCAACAAGCUGCGGAGCACACCCAAGACAUGGACAUUAGUGUGGAGGACGAGCCUGAGAUGCUGGAGGCUGCUAUUAAGAUUCAAGCUGCUUUUAAAGGCUACAAGACGCGCAAAGACAUGCAACCCACAUUCAAGGAGGCGUUCAAAAACCAGACUGCAGAAGCUAAAGGUACCAUUAACCUAAAGUGUAUUGUAGAAGGUAAGCCCACAUCGGUACAUUGGCUGAAGGAUGGCCAGAAAAUAAAAAACAGCAAAUGGCAUACCAUUAGCAUGUCGGAAGAUGGAGUUUGCUCAUUGGUGAUCUCAAACCUCACAGCCCAAGACACCGGUGUGUAUACAUGUGAGUUGGUCAACAAGUUUGGUGUAACUUCAUAUAACGGGAAUGUGAUGGUCGGGAAGGUUCAGCAUCCUGUUCCGACCACCCAGCCUCUGCAUCCACCUCUGGCUGCCAUCACUGCACUGAAGCCUACCCAGUUCCUGCCCCAGGCCCAGCCUCAGCCCCAACCCAAACCUCAACUUCAACCUCAACCUCAAACCCAGCCCCAGCCCCAGCCUCAGCCUCUUCCCCAACUCCAUGUGUCAACCUCGGGGAACAAGACCAUGGGUUCUGUGGAGAGUGAGGGCCUCUCACUGUGGCAGGCCUAUAGCCUGACUGAGGAGGACGCCAGCAUGAGCCUGCAGGAGAGAAGAAGGGCUUCUCUCAUUGCCAUCAGCUCCAUGUCCAGUCCCUCUGACUACGAUACUGCUCCAGAUGUUGUUGAGCCAGUUGACACCAGUCCCAAAGUUAGUCUAACUCGGGAAGUUAUGAAGAAAGAGGAUAAAGAGGAUAAGCAACUUAGUUCUCCACCUCAACCUCCGAAAAGGCAUUUAAAAGUCAAAGGUGCUCUGGACGCCAGAUUGAAGACUCCGUCCCCCAAACACCUCCGUGCCCACACCCCCACAGCCCUCACCUGCUCUGGGUCCGAGUCAGAUGGAGAUGAGGAUCGAGCAGAGAUGUUUGAUAUCUACGUGGCUCGAGCCAACUGCAGCCCAGUCGGAGGCAGUAAGGAGAGCGUGGUGCUGAAGGAAGGCCAGUACGUGGAGGUUCUGGACUCAGUCCAUCCUGACAGGUGGCUGGUGCGGACAAAGCCCACCAAGAAUACUCCCUCGCGUCAGGAAUGGAUCUCCCCCGCAUACCUGGAGAAGAAAAUGAAGGAGAUGUUCCCACCACUAAGGCCUCCUGUUCAGGAUCUGGAUGGAACUGGUUAUUCUGGAGAGGUAUACAGGAAGACAGUCAGCCAAUUGAUUCAAGGUCUCAUUGAUGGAGAGAAGGAGUUUGUAAAGGAGAUGAAGGAGUUCAUGUCUCAUCACCUACACAACCUAGAGACCGGCUCUCAAGUCCCCCUCGAUGUUCUCAAACAAAAAGACGUUGUGUUCCGCAACAUUAAAGACAUUGUUACUCUGCAUGACAGAUGUCUGUUACCCAGUCUGGGUGAGUGCUUCACAGAUGAUGAUGUGGCCAUGCACCUGAUCAAGCACGCUGAGCAAUUUGAGAAGUACCUCCAGUACAUGGCUGGCCAGACACAAGCUGAGGCCUGUGUUACCGACAAACCUUUCCAGCAAUACUUAAAGCAAAACACGGUGGGGAUGGAGGAUGUUGUCACAUUCCUACAAAGACCAGUGGAGAGGAUUCAGACCUAUCAUGCCUUACUCAAGGAGUUGAUCAAGAACAAGGCUAAGACUGGAAAGAGCUGUGGUCUGCUGGAGGAUGCCUUCUCCAUGGUGUCCUGUCUGCCCUGGAGGUCUAACAACGUGCACCAGGUCUCCCUCAUAGAGAGCUACCCUGCUCCUCUCUCUGCCCUGGGAGAGCCCCUCCGACAGGGUGCAUUCACCGUGUGGGAGGAGUCGCCGGAUGUUAAAACACCCUCCAGGGGGCACCAGAGACAAGUGUUCCUCUUCAAGGACUGUGUCAUCUUGUGUAAGCCAAGGAGGGACGCCAGUAUGAACACUGACACCUAUGCCUUUAAGAACAAGAUGAAGCUGAAUGAUGUGGAAGUGAAGGAGAUGGUGGAGCAAGAUGAGAGGUCAUGGGGCUUGUGGCACGAGCACAGAGGCUCAGUCAGAAAGUACACGCUGCAGGGCCGCUCGGCCCCGCUCAAGCUCUCCUGGCUCAAAGACUUCCGAGAGCUGCAGCUACGCUCCAGACAGCCCUCCUGCAGUCCACCUGAGUUUGAAGUGCAUCUGUUUGACCUUACUGCAAAACUCAGUCAAACUAUAAAACUGACCUGCAAGGUUAAUGGGAAUCCCAAACCAGUGGUCAGCUGGUUGAAAGACGGUGUGGCUCUGGAGGAUGAUUCACAUCACAUCCUCAGCGCUGACCAAGGCGGCUCCUGCUGUCUCAUCCUGGAUGGCGUGAUCCUAGACGACUCAGGCCAGUACGUCUGCUCUGCCUCCAGUUCCCUGGGCCGUGCCAGCACGCUGGCCACAGUCAUGGUGGAGGGGCCUCCCAGAUUUGUCACCAGGAUACAGAGUGCCUGUCUCCUGGAAGGUGAAGACAUCCAGUUCACCUGCUCCACAACAACCACACCUCUACCAAACAUUAGGUGGUUGAAAGAUGGCAAAGAGCUGGUUGACCAGAAGAAGUACCUCAUGCAGAGUGAUGCUCGCAGUGGAAUCCUGACUUUUACCAUCCUAAACCCUGUCGAGACAGACCUCGGCUUCUACGAGUGCAAGCUGUGGAAUGAUCUUGGCUGUGUCAAGUGUACAGCAGACCUGUGCCAUCCUUUCACGCCAUCAAUCAACGAUGAGACGGACCAAUCCCCCAAAGAUGCCGAUGCAGAAGGCUGGUCCGCUGCCAUGGUGAAAAAAUGGCUUCAGACAGACUUCAACCCCACCUCUGUCUGCAAAAUGCUCUUCACGCCAGGAUACCCAGCACACACUGAGCUUAGUCCUGAGAAAACCGGCCUUGCCAGCCUGGAACAGGUGGACGAGUCUCACACACACCUUCAUGAGGAACAGGAGGACCUCUCCUUCUACGAACCCACACAGGACAUGCCCGGAGCCUCUCCCUCCAUCCAGGUUCCUAUGGAGGAUCUCUGUGUGGAAUCUGGUCAACUGGCAACCUUCACGGCUAUCAUCACAGGACGGCCCACCCCUCUCAUACAGUGGUACAAGGAUGGGGAGGAGCUGUCGGCAAGUGACGGUGUGGAGUUGACACAACGUGGCGCCCGUUGCUCGGUCACGGUGCUCUGCCCGGAGCGGGAGGAUGGUGGCAUCUACACCUGCUUUGCCUACAACGAGUCUGGGCAUGCCUCCUGCCAAGCCCAACUCACUAUGGAGGAGGGUCAACUGGAGUUUCAGGACAGGGAGGUGGAACUGGGGAAAAGGAGGAAGCUAUACUCUGUCUAUGACGUCCAUGAGGAAAUAGGGAGGGGUACAUUUGGUGUGGUGAAGCGUGUGGUCCAUAGGAGAACAGGGGAGGGCUUUGCUGCUAAAUUCCUCCCCUUGAAGACCUCCACCCGGACCAGAGCUUUCCAGGAAAGGGACCUACUGUCCAGACUCGCCCACCCCAGAGUGGCCUGUCUGCUGGACUUCUUCUGCACACGACGCACCCUAGUCCUGGUCACAGAAGUCUGCUCCGCUUAUGGUCUCCUGGAUCAUUUGUUGAUGAAGGGAUCAGUCAGCGAGAGAGAAGUUCAAAUGUACAUUCAGCAAGUACUGGAAGGUGUUGGUCACAUCCACAGCAUGAAUAUCCUACAUUUGGACAUGAAACCAGAGAACAUCCUGAUCGUUUUCCCACCCAGAGAUGAGAUCAAGAUCUGUGACUUUGGCUUCUGCCAGGAGAUGGAUUCCUCCAGACACCAAUACAGCAAGUUUGGUACCCCAGAAUUUGUGGCUCCUGAAAUUGUGCACCAAGAACCUGUGACUGCAGCUACUGAUAUCUGGUCUGUGGCUGUUGUGGCAUAUUUAUGUUUGAUGUGCCGGUGCCCGUUUGUGGGGGAGACGGACCGUGCCACGUUGCUGAGGGUGGGGGAGGGGAUUCUGAACUGGGACGCCCCCGACCUCACCUCCAGGAGUCCCCAGGCCCAGGAUUUCCUUCGCCAGGGGUUGCAGCCAGACCCAGAAAAUCGUCCAACUGCUUUUGAAUAUCUGGGCCAUAAAUGGUUUCAGGAUGAGUGUGGAGAGAACGAUACCAAUGCAAUCAACACAAAAAACCUGAAAGUCUUCAUAUCAAGGAGGAAAUGGCAGCGCUCUCUCACCUGCUUGGGCUCCGUGCUGACCCUGAGGCCAAUCACUGAGCUGCUGGAUUCUUCUCUCCAUGAAGCCUCCAUAACAAUCCCGCGGGAGCCCCAGGACCCCAGCAGCACCUCCCUGAGCAGUGGCUCCUCCUCGGAGUAUGACGAGGCAGACUCCUGGGACUUCUUCCAGCGCUGCAGUCCCACCGAGGAGGAAGAGGAGGAGGACGAAGACUACGACCCUCUCAUGGAGAGAGCCAGGAUCCCGGAGCCCUUCGCCAAACUCCGGAUGGGGGAGGAUGAAGAGGAGGAAGGGACAAUGGGGGAAGUGGAGGAAGACGGAGAAACGGCCGGGCGGAGGAGCGCAUUGGAGAGCCGUCAGUCGGGCGGCUCGUCAGACCAGUCUCUGCAACAGACACCUUGCCGAGACAGCAGCCCAUCUCUCUACCUGUCGGAGGGUGAUGAAGGUUCCGGAAGCGAAGGCGGGCGCAUCCCAAGGGGCAGCCUCAUCCGCAGCACCUUCUACACAAGCUCCCAGCAGCUGUCGCCCAUGUCGGCCCGCCACAUGACCCUCAGGGACAAGUUCCAGGUCAAGAAGCAGGAGAGAGGGCGCAAGCCGUUGCGAUCCAGCCUGUCGGGACGUCUCAACGAGCCCCUCAUCGAGUACGUGGAGGAAGAGACAGACACCCACCGCACCCAGAGAAGAGGCUCACUCCAGUCCAGCAUGCUGAAGUCCUCCUCCUUCGAUAGCGGUGUGGGCCUCUCCCACCCCAACGCUCCACCGCACAGGAGGAGCAGGUCCCUAGAUGAGUACUCGAGACGUUCCCAAGGCUACCCAAAGCACCAAGACCCCUUGGAUGAAGACGAAACUCAGAGUCUAAAAGAGGAUUUUACAGACGAUGAGAAGACCGUGGUGGUACCUCCAAUAAGGCCCAAGAGAAGAGGGUCUCUUGCUUUUGCGCCGAUUAAACCAAGGGCCAGCCUGGAAAAGUCAACACUCCGUCCCAGGCCAGGGCAGGAAGAGGAGUUAGAUAACUUAGCUGGCUCUCAGGCGUCUCUGAUGUCCCUGGUGCUGGACCAGGACACGGAGGCCUCCAGCAUACUGGGCUCCUGUGAGGAGCUGAGUCACAGACACCCUGUAUCGCCAGACACACUGGGAGACAGGGAGAAAUACGAUGAGCAGGAGGAACCCCUAAUCAGCCCAUCUCCCUGUUCCCUCCUGCUAGGCUCAGAGACUGACGAGGAGCAAAACUACAAGGGUGGCCGUCUUCAGGUCCCGCCCAGAACCACCAAACACCCAGGCAAAAACCCGGUUGCCAGGUCUGUGAGUCCCAUCCCCAUCCCAAGUCCUUCCCUCCGUGCCCCGCAGAGACCACCAAGAGCGAAGGAUUCCAGGGAAGGCCUCCAGAGGCACGCGUCGGCCCCAGCCCUUGAUGUCAAACCGCCCACGGGGAAGUCUCCCAAGCUCGGCCUGCUGAAAAUCUUCCGCAGGCAGUCAUGGACGGGUCAUUCCUACUCCCAGCUAGACAGCUCCGAGCUGGGGCCUACUCUGGGGGAAAUCAUGAGUCCUUCCACACCGACCAUGUCCCUCAGGAAGAAGAUGAGGGCUUCAGCCUCCAGUCUUACCAAGCUUUUCACCAGAUCCUCCAGUAAGGAGGACCUUCAGAGUGGAGGGCCAAUCGUGAAAGGAUCUGCCCAUAUCCCGGCCGAGAAAGAACCAAGCCCCGGUCUGGAGAGUCCUAAGAAGAAGGCUGCCAAACUCCUAUCCAAACUCAAAAUACCGGGAUUCAAGAAGAGUAAAGAACUGCCGGUACGCCCAUGCAGACCUGAUGUGAUCCAUUUGGAAGGAGGUGGAUUGUUUUUGGUCUGGAGACCAAUACAGUCCAGUGAUCCUGCUGUGUACUGUUUACAAUAUUGCACAGAUGGUGGGGACUGGAAGGUGCUGUGUGAUGAUGUGACAGACAGCUGCUAUGUGGUGAAAAGCUUACCCAGGGGAGCCGGCUAUAUCUUCAGGGUGGGCUACAUCACCAAGACAGGGACUGGACCCUUCAGCGACUCCUCACAGCCAGUGGUUAUGGCUACACAUCCUGAAGAGAGCCAUAUUCCCCUCAUCCAGACUGAGUCUCCAGAGACUAAGACAGCAGGGUCGGGAAGUCAGCCGUCCCACAAGACCUACACCUUUCUCUCGGAGAUCAACAGGGGUCGGUUCAGCGUGGUGACACAGUGUCAGGAGGAGGAGAGCAGGCAGCUGUUUGCAGCCAAAAUCACCCCGUACGGGCCAGAGCAGAGGCAGCUGGUGCUGAGGGAGUACCAGCUGCUGAAGAGGCUGCGCCACCCCCACCUGGUGCAGCUGCAUAAGGCCUUCAUCACCUCGCGCUGUCUGGUCCUCGUGGAAGAGCUGUGCUCAGGCCAGGAGUUGCUCCAUAGCCUGGCGGAGAGAGAGCUGUACGCAGAGGUGCAGGUGGUGGAGCUGCUGUGUCAGAUCCUCAGUGCCGUGGACUACCUGCACGGCCGUAGAGUUGUCCACCUGGACCUGAAGUCAGACAACAUGGUGGUGACUGGCUCCAACAUGCUGAAGAUCAUCGACCUGGGGUCUGCCCAGCCCUUCACGCCUGGACAGGCCCUCAACAUCGAACACAUUCAAGGCCUGUCUGACAACAAAGAAAACCGCAGCAAAGUUUACAUUGUCCUUCCUAAAGCUCCGGAAAUUCUGGAGGGCCAUGGAGUUGGACCUGAGACGGAUAUCUGGGCUGUUGGAGUUUUGACUUUUAUCAUGUUGAGUGCCGACAGCCCUUUCCACUCGGACCUCAACUGGGAAAGGGACAGAAACAUCCGGAAGGGCAAGAUCCAGUUCAGCCGCUGUUACCCGGGCCUGUCAGAGGGAGCCAUCACUUUCCUAAAGAACACCAUGAACAGCAAGGCUUGGGGAAGACCCACGGCAGCAGAGUGUCUCCAGAACCCGUGGGUGCGUGGGGAGCGGAUGCCCUCCACACCCAGGGACUCCAUGGUGUGCUUCUCCACAGACAAACUGAAGACCUACCUCAAGGAGCGGGAGGCGAAACGAGACCAGGUACGCACCAAGCUGCAGGGGCCCUUCUUUCAGUGAUUCAGAGGAUAAAGACAAAGACUGACAUGUGUCGUGUGGAAACGUGUACAAAUGUAUCAGAUAAUAUCCUGAUUGCAGAACUGGGAUGUGUCUUACAAGGGAAACUGUAUCUGGGUGUGCAUUUACUGAAUUAUUAACAUCAUAUCAGGGAAAAUGUGAAGUAUUCUGUGCCAUGCUGUUGCUUGUGUGAGGUAGAAUUCAUGGAGUUUCGGACAAUGAUGUUCAUUUUCGCCUUAAAAAAAAAUUCUGGCUCAUUUAUUUACAGAGCCCGUAUGCUAAAUGUGACUUGUGUUUUGAAAAAUAGCAAGGGGAUUAAGCAUCACACGUAUGUUCUUGUCCUAAAUUACAUUUUGAGUGAACAUUGUUGAAGAAUUUCACAUGAACUGUCUUAUUGUGUACAAAGGAGGAUAUGAACAAAUGUUUUUUGAGAAAUAGACAAUACGUAUAAUUGAUUAAGUAUUCAUGCACCUUACUAAAGGCAAUAUAUGUAUAUGAUAUAAUAUGAAUGGACUGAACAAAAGCCAAAUAAAACAGAAAGAGUGGUGAAAUUA